CAGGCAGAAACGGAUCCGGCAGUUGAAUAAUUUCAGGUAACGAUCGAGUGUCACGUUGGAACUGCCCAGCUCAGUCACGACUACCACGUGAUUUCACCGUCCUUUUGCGCCGUGCCCACGAUUUCAAUCGCUCUAAACCACUCUCAAGAUGGGCCGUGUCCGAACCAAGACCACCAAGCGUGCUUCCCGUGUUCUCAUUGAGAAAUACUACCCUCGACUCACCCUCGACUUCCACACCAACAAGCGUAUCAUCGAUGAAGUCGCUGUUGUCCCAUCGAAGCGUUUGCGCAACAAAAUUUCCGGGUUCACGACCCACUUGAUGAAGCGCAUUCAGAAGGGUCCUGUCCGUGGCAUCUCCUUCAAGCUGCAGGAAGAAGAGCGAGAACGCAAGGACAACUACGUUCCCGAGGUCUCUGCUCUCGACACCUCUGUGAACGGAUUGGAGGUGGACCCUGAGACCAAGGCUCUCCUCUCAGCCCUCAACUUCGACUCCAUCACUGUCAACGUUGUUGUGCCUCAGGUCGCCCAGCCAGAGCGUGGCCCCAGACGUGAGAGGCGGAACGUGCCGGGCGCUGCUCCCCGGUAAUCACCUCCACCCACUCGUUAUUUUGAAGUAUGGUACAUGUUCCCGCCUGCCAAAAAUGAUAUGCUAUGCCAACUUCCUCCUCGAUUCGUUGUCACGUUCACUUUUAGCCGAAAGCCCAGAGCUACCGAGGAUCUAU
This is a messenger RNA of Mycena citricolor, 722 nucleotides long. The record is from the annotation of a GenBank genome assembly. NCBI's taxonomy places the organism in Eukaryota, Fungi, Basidiomycota, Agaricomycetes, Agaricales, Mycenaceae.